CCCCGCGGCGCCGCCGUCUCCCAGAGGCUGCGUUGAGCAUCAUGGCGGCGUCUCUCUCAAUGUCAGCGGCGCUGAGGGGCCUCGUCGCCAGGAGCGGUGCGGCCGCGGUCCGCCCGCCGCCGCCCAGGUCACUGAGCACUUCCACAUGGCGGCUGGCGCAGCACCAAACUCGAGACACGCAACUCAUCACAGUUGAUGAAAAAUUGGAUAUCACUACUUUAACUGGUGUUCCAGAUGAGCACAUCAAAACCAGAAAAGUUCACAUUUUUGUUCCAGCACGUAAUGCAAUGCAGUCAGGAGCUAACAAUACAAAGAAGUGGAAGAUGGAAUUUGAUAACAGGGAGCGCUGGGAGAACCCUUUAAUGGGCUGGGCAUCUACAGCUGAUCCUUUAUCCAACAUGGUUCUUACUUUCUCUACUAAAGAAGAUGCCAUUGCUUUUGCUGAAAAAAAUGGCUGGAGUUACGAUGUUGAAGAAAAGAAGAUGCCAAAACCUAAAUCCAAGUCUUAUGGUGCAAAUUUUUCUUGGAACAAAAGAACAAGAGUGUCUACUAAAUAGGUUGGCAUUGGCUAUGUGACUGUGAAUAAAGUCAGCUGUGCUGUAUUUUUAGUCCAUGUAUAAUACAUCUCUUAAUCUCCUAAUAAAUUUGACCUUUAAAAUACAGAUGCAUCUUGUGAUGUCUAUUUAAAAUGGUUUUCAUGUCUCCAAUUGAACCUGUUACAAACUUCCCUAUAAAUAGAGGAGAUUUGAAGUGUUCAUACUUCUAAAAACUUGCUGUACUAGGAAUUUAUCAAAAGGAAUGUUUGAAAUCAGCUGCAACUUUAGAGGUUAUGAUUGAUCUUUGAUGGUAAUUUUGUAUCUACUAUCCUGUCUAAACUUCUGAAGUUUAGUAAGUUCAGUAAGCUUUGCAUAUACAAAUUCUUUCAAUAAAAGCUGAUUUUUUUUCUUUCUGUAAAAGAUAAUGUUGGCAGUUGAAGAGCAAAGCAUGGCUAUAACUCAAGACUGUUCUGUAUAAAUGUAUAUUAUAUAACUGCUUUCUGCUGAAAUUAAUAUUGUCAUUAUUCCAGAAGGAUUCAUGGCUGGAUUGGAGAGCACUGGGUUUUGUUUUGGUUGUGGAGCAGGUUUAGUCCAAAAGAUUAAGAUUGUAGUUGUUUUUCUGUGAUGUUCUUGAAAAGUGAAACUAAGCCAAUUAAACAUUCACAAAUUAAGUCAGAAUACCUGCCUCACACAAUAUCAGCAUAUACUAAUUACAUAAUUACAGUUCUGGGUCUUUUAUUACUGGUUACAUGUACUGAAUUGAGGUUUCCUGUUGCUUAACAGAAGAUGUGGUGAUAGUAUCUCAGCCUUAACAGCAAGUAUAUAUUCUAAGCUCAGUUUGUCUUAAAUUAUAUUAAAUUAUUCAUUUUGAAAAUGCAUAAUGUUAUAUUUGAAAUCUUUGUUUAUAUGUCUUUGGCUAUUGCUUUAUUUCCUUUAACUUAACAAGUUAUGGUAUUGACACAUGAUCAAUAAAAUAUAUUACAAAUCA
This is a messenger RNA of Parus major (Great Tit), 1524 nucleotides long. It is a transcript of the gene NDUFS4, whose product is annotated as NADH:ubiquinone oxidoreductase subunit S4. Bases 42 to 557 code for a protein of 171 amino acids. The transcript is spliced from 5 exons. NCBI's taxonomy places the organism in Eukaryota, Metazoa, Chordata, Aves, Passeriformes, Paridae. Gene Ontology annotation, biological process: electron transport chain. The record is from RefSeq and is a predicted model, not a curated record.